Messenger RNA from Coregonus clupeaformis (lake whitefish), 1145 nucleotides. Its product is annotated as protein BTG1. The transcript is spliced from 2 exons. Gene Ontology annotation, biological process: negative regulation of mitotic cell cycle; negative regulation of cell population proliferation. Gene Ontology annotation, cellular component: cytoplasm; nucleus. Bases 422 to 889 code for a protein of 155 amino acids. NCBI's taxonomy places the organism in Eukaryota, Metazoa, Chordata, Actinopteri, Salmoniformes, Salmonidae. The record is from RefSeq and is a predicted model, not a curated record.
GUGGCUUUGUGACGCAGAAUAAGGUUUACCAGCAAAGGGCUGAAGUUAACAAUUUAUAUGGACGACGUUAAUCCUAUGAUAUUUUGCUAUAUCUAAAGUUAAUUAUUUAUUUUCACUAGAUCUAAUCCAACUCUCAGACGUUAGGUUUUGGUAGGUCCAAAUUGUAAAUCCUGACCUUAACGCUACAUUCAUUGUCCGAGUGAAUUCCGUGAGUUAUUGUGGCUUCCGUUUUACAACUACCGUUAGCUAGCUACAGUAGCUUUAGUUUAGCUUUUACAACUGGACAAAAGAAAGACCAACUGGUUGUCGCUUGGCCUUGUUGUUCAGCCUUCGACAUUUUGCUUUAAAUUUGGGAUAUAAAGCCAACUUGGUGUCUUUGCUAUUCAACGUCAGGCUGAUGAGAUAGUAUCUUGUUUCGAAAAUGAAAACUGAAGUCUCAACAGCGGCCAGCUUUGUUGCCAGAUUGCUGAAAACAACUGGAUACUUGUCAGAUGACCAACUGAAAGAGUUCACCCAUUCCUUGGAGGAAGCUUUAGGAGAGCACUACCAACACCACUGGUUCCCCCAGGCUCCAUGCAAAGGCUCGGGAUACAGAUGUCUCAGGAUCAACCACAAAAUGGACCCGUUGAUUGGCAAAGCAGCUUGCACCAUUGGACUUACUCGAGAACAACUCUUCUCCCUGCUGCCCAGUGAACUGACAAUGUGGGUCGAUCCAUUUGAGGUGUCCUAUCGGAUAGGAGAGGAUGGCUCCAUCUGCAUCCUCUACGAGUCCACUCCACCAGUGCCAACUAAUGCCAACACAACAGACAUGAUCAGCUGCAAGGAAGAACUGAGAUUCGGGAGGUCAAGCCCCUCCAAGUCGUUCAACAUGAUGACAGUCUCAGGCUAAUAUUUUUAAUGUUCAGAGCUUUACCUGGGCACUUCUGUAUCAUUUCUGCCUCACCUUUUGAUGUAAUUAAUUCUGACAUUAAAGAUUUUAGUAUUACUGCCUAAACCCAAUUUGUUUAUUGUGAAUUUCAUGAAAAGCAUCUAUACUUUUUUCAAUGAGUUCCAUGAUCUGUAAAUGAUCACUGUCUUGAAACAAAAGUUUUACAGAUUUAUAUUACAAAUAGUCAUAUUCUUGUGUAUUUGUAAUAAAUUCCUCA